Molecule: messenger RNA, 1761 nt
Organism: Lathyrus sativus (Indian pea)
Lineage: Eukaryota; Viridiplantae; Streptophyta; Magnoliopsida; Fabales; Fabaceae
Source: the annotation of a GenBank genome assembly
AUGAAUACGAUGACGGGUGUUGCCGUGUUUCCUUGUAAUAAUGUUUUGAGACUAACAAGACACUGCUCAAGAAUUCAUCAUCAUAACAAUGGCAGAAUUAGUAAAAGCAGACUUGUGGUGAGAAACAGCAGCAAGUUAGAUUAUGGUGUUGCAGAAGCAGAUGUCAGCAAAUUAGAUUAUGGUGUUGCAGAAGCAGAUGUAAUUGUGAUUGGGAGUGGUAUUGGUGGACUGAGUUGUGCAGCACUGUUGGCAAGAUACGAACAAAAUGUUGUGGUUCUUGAGAGUCACGACGUUGCUGGAGGUGCUGCUCAUUCUUUUGAUGUGAAAGGAUAUAAGUUUGAUUCAGGUCCCUCAUUGUUCUCUGGUUUGCAGUCAAGAGGUCCUCAGGCAAACCCUCUUGCUCAAGUUCUUGAUGCAUUGGGAGAGUCUGUCCCAUGUGCUACUUAUGAUUCAUGGAUGGUUUAUGUACCUGAAGCUGAUUUCUUGUCACGCAUAGGUCCUACUGAGUUUUUAAAGGAUCUUCAAAACUAUGCUGGUUCUGAAGCCGUUCAAGAAUGGCAGAAACUUUUAGAUGCUAUACGUCCCUUGUCCACCGCUGCUAUGGCUCUUCCCCCUCUAUCUAUUCGAGGAGAUUUCGGUGUUCUUUAUACUGCUGCUGCUAGAUAUGCUCCUUCUCUUUUCAACACCUUCUUACAAAUGGGUCCUCAGGCUGCUAUUCGAUCAACACAGCUUCUUUCACCUUUCUCACAAAUACUUGACUCUUUGGAACUCAAACACCCUUUUAUAAGAAAUUGGAUUGACCUACUCUCUUUCUUGCUUGCUGGUGUCAAAUCUGAUAGUAUACUUUCUGCAGAGAUGGUUUACAUGUUUGCAGAAUGGUACAAACCAGGGGGCUGUCUUGAGUACCCACUCGAUGGAUCAGCAGGUAUUAUUGAUGCUCUUGUACGAGGAUUAGAGAAGUUUGGUGGACGGAUUUCUCUUCAAAGUCAUGUGGAAAAGAUUGUUAUUGAAAAUGACAGAGCUGUUGGAGUGAAACUGAGAAGUGGUCAAUUCAUACGUGCUAAGAAGGCUGUUGUGAGCAAUGCAUCAAUGUGGGAUACUUUAAAAUUGCUACCUGAAGAAAUUGUUCAAAAGUCUUACUCCGAAAGGAUUAACACUACUCGCCAGUGUGAAUCAUUCAUGCAUCUCCAUUUGGGAUUUGAUGCAGAGGGCAUACGUGAUGAUCUGGGAAUUCAUCAUAUAGUUGUAAAUGAUUGGGAAAGAGGAGUUGACGCGGAUCAGAACGUUGUGCUGAUAUCAGUGCCUAGUGUGCUUACUCCUAAUCUGGCACCUAGUGGUAAACAUGUGUUACAUGCUUAUCUUCCAGGAACUGAACCAUUUGAGUUGUGGGAAGGACUUGAUCGUAGGAGUGCCGAAUACAGAAAUCUUAAAGCUCAAAGAUCAGAGAUAAUGUGGAGAGCAGUGGAGAGAGCAGUGGGAGAAGGUUUCAGCAGGGAGAAAUGUGAAGUGAAGUUAGUUGGAAGUCCACUGACACAUGAAAGAUUUCUUAGGAGGAACAGAGGUACAUAUGGACCAGCUGUCAAAGCUGGUAAAGAUACCUUUCCUGGACAUUCAACAACAAUACCACAGCUUUAUUGUUGUGGAGACUCCACUUUUCCUGGCAUUGGAGUCCCUGCAGUUGCUGCCAGUGGUGCAAUUGUAGCCAAUUCAUUAGUUUCAGUGUCUCAGCAUUCUCAGCUGCUUGAUGCAAUUGGAAUUUGA